Messenger RNA from Scophthalmus maximus (turbot), 4759 nucleotides. RefSeq names its product LON peptidase N-terminal domain and ring finger 1 (gene lonrf4). Bases 565 to 2343 code for a protein of 592 amino acids. Gene Ontology annotation, molecular function: protein binding. The record is from RefSeq and is a predicted model, not a curated record. The transcript is spliced from 12 exons. NCBI's taxonomy places the organism in Eukaryota, Metazoa, Chordata, Actinopteri, Pleuronectiformes, Scophthalmidae.
UAUUUAUGUAACGUAAUGGUGUUACACAGUAACCCCGCUCUGUGGCAGCGCGCACGUCCUUACGCCACUUGAAAUCGGACACAGGCUUUCUUAAUUUUUUUUUUUUAAUGGAGCGAAUAUCAACGUGCACAUUUUGCGCACCGGAGUCUGGAGCGGAACACCGGGCUGCAAGCUGACUUUUCUUCUUCUUCUUCUUCUUUUCUUCCUGCCUUUUCAUUUGUUCACCCCGCGUGAAGGGGGGGCAUAGGUGUUAUGUGUCCCGAACCAAAGACCGAGUCGGACACUGGACGUGGAUAAUGCCAUUUUUUUCUACGAAGGGGACAUUUGUGAGCGCCUAAAUUAGGUUCAUCCGAGCCGGACACGAGCCGGUCGGGUUCGGAGCAGAUGUGGAUCACUGACACCACUGUCCCUGCUACUGCUGCUGCUGCUGCCGCUCCAACACGGAACAGCUCGUGCGUCCGCGUUGCCCCGAAGGGAAUAAAGUGCGGGGGGUUGUUUUCUCUCUCUCUCUCUCCUCCUCCUCGCUUGGGGCCCAUCGUCGCGGUGACAUAACGCGUCCCGGCCAUGGAGCUGCUGGAGUGUCCGCUCUGCCUCUUCCUGAUGUGCGAGCCGGUGACGGUGUCGUGCGGCCACUCGUUCUGCCGGCGGUGCGUCGGCGGCUACCUGCCGUCCAAGUGCCCGGCGUGCAAAGCGCGCCUGAGGCAGCGCGAGGUGCGGGGCUCGAAGAACAACGUGCUGCUCAUCAGCGUCGUGGAGAAGUGCUGCCCCGACGAGGCGCGGACCAAGUGCGGCAUCCUGGACAAGCUCAAAGCCAACGCGUUCGCCGAGGCUUUACGCAUCGCCGACGAGGGGCUGGACACGGUUCCAGACGACCAGAGUUUGAAGUUAUACAGAGCAGAAGCCAACUGGGGCCUGAUGCGUUUCUCUGAAGCUCUGACAGACCUCGACUACCUCUGCUGCCUUCGUCCCAACUGGACUGAGGGCUUCUUUCGAAAAGGGAACGUACUGCUGGAGAUGGGGCAGCAGACAGAAGCCCUCGUCCAGUUCCACCAUUGCCUAAAACUUCAAGCUGACUUUGUUCUGGCAAAGAGCCAAAUCAAGAAGAUCCUGGAGGCGGAGGGCAUGGCAGUGCCGGAGGAGGGGUCCUGCAUCCUGCAGGUGUUAUCGGAGUACCUGAAAGAGCCCUGCCCCAUCACCAGCCUGGGUGGCUCGCAGGGGCCGACGCAGCCCGAGGACUUCAAGCAUCCACUCGGAGAAGAGGGAGAGGGUAAAGAGAGGAGAGAGGCACACCAGACGAAACUGGAGACGGGUACCGAGUGCUGCCUCAGCCUCUGCCAAGCGGUUUCCUUCCUCCCUGCGGCCGAGGGGGACGAGGAGACGAUGAGGAAAGAAAAACCACUUGCCCGACGGGAAAGCCGUAACCACAGGGAGAAAACUCUGGGUGUUCUCACCGUGUCUGACUUUGAGUGCCCUCUCUGCAUUAGGUUGUUUUUUGAGCCAGUCACAACUCCCUGUGGUCACACCUUUUGUAAAAACUGCAUAGAGAGGAGUCUGGACCACAACCUCCGCUGUCCGCUCUGCAAACAGCCACUGCAAGAGUACUUAAAAAACAGGAAGUACAACCCCACAGUUGUGCUCCAGGACAUCAUGACCCACCUGUUCCCCUCGCAGUUGGCUGAGAGGAAACAGGUGCACGAUGCUGAGAUGGCUGAACUGUCCAAUCUUACCAAGGACAUCCCUAUAUUUGUUUGCACCGUGGCCUACCCCGGGGUUCCCUGCCCCCUGCACAUCUUUGAGCCUCGAUAUCGGCUGAUGAUGCGUCGCUGCAUGGAGACCGGCACCAAGAAAUUUGGCAUGUGCAGCUACGAGCACGGCAAAGGGUUUGCGGACUACGGCUGUAUUCUGGAGAUCCUCAGCCUUGAGCUGCUGGCCGACGGACGCUCCUUUGUGGACACCGUGGGCGGCAGCAGAUUCAAGGUGCUGAAGAGGGGUCAGCGGGACGGCUACCACACCGCUGACAUAGAGUACCUGGAAGACCUGGAGGCGGAUGGCAGUGAGUUGGAGCUUUUGCAGCUGCUCCAUGACAGUGUUUACCAGCAGGCUCAGGACUGGUACGAGCGUCUGGGCGACCGCAUUCGCGAGCAGAUCAACAGACAGUACGGCACCAUGCCAGAUAAGGAGGAGAACAUUCAGGCCUUGUCCAAUGGUCCGGCCUGGUGCUGGUGGCUGCUGUCUGUCCUGCAGCUGGACCCUGCCUAUCAGACCACUGUCCUGUCCCUGACCUCGCUCAAAGACCGCCUGGGACACCUCCGCCUUGUCCUCGAGUACUUCUCUCAGAGCUAGAUGCCACAGCACGGCGUUCCUCUCGCCACAGCCGACUGGGAGUCAAAUUUAAUGCGCACACAGAGGAAUCGAGUGAAACCAAUGAAUGAACUCACACAGCAGAGUUUUGGGAGUUUUUUCGGACGUGUCUAAAUCAUGGAGGGACUCUUUUCAAGUCCUCUCCAGGCCAAAUCGCAUGGUUAAAAGCAGAUAAACCACAGAGCACUUAUGUGGGGUUAGAUUUUGGCUUUUCGAGUUUUCGUUCUUACACCGUUUUCUUCCCCCGGGGAGUUCGAGGUUUCAUAAUAGGUUCUGAAUACACACUGUACUUGCUGUACAAGUAAAAACUGCAGGGGUUGACCAAAGAUGCUUCUUAUUCAUGGUCAUCAAAAGUGGUUCAUUAUUAUUAUUAUUAUUAGUAAUAUUAUUAUUUGUGGAUUAAACUAAAUCUAAUUUUUCUAAAUAUUAAUGCCGAAAAUUGACACCAGGUGUCGCUGUUCUUUCACUAGUUGUUACAGGCGUGAAGAACACGCAACAGCGUCACCUGAGCUAGUACAGUGUAAUAUACCAGUCAGGCACAUUGGAUUGAUUUUUGCCAAGUUUGAAGUGAUAAACAAUAAUAGCACAACACACUUAAUAGAGAUCGUUUCCAGGACAAUGCACAUCAGAGGAGUAAAGCUCAUGCAGUGCAGGUAAUCCCCCCCCCCCCCCACGUGUGACUGUCAUUCGCUAGAGGCCACUACUUGUAAUACGUCGAUUGGCCUUCACAGCAAAUGAAUGUGACUCAUUUUAUGGCGUUGAGUAAUCCUCAAACAUCCCUAUUUCGUAUUGGUAAAUAUCGCAAUAAUGAUUAACAGUGUCACUGAGAUUUGGCAGCACCUGCUGUCACAACGCUGCUGUCUUUGGAUGCCGUUAGUCAUCUUCUGGUGGAAAAUGUAUUCUGUGAAAUUCUGAAAAUGAGGAGACUGGGGGUCAUUGAUUGGGCGAUUCAGGUGUACCAGCUUUGUUUUAUAGUAUGAACCAGUGAAAUUGUACAUGUUGACGGUCAGGUGUGGAUCUGUAAAAAAAAAAAAAAAGAAAGAAAAAAAAAAGUUUGCCAGAUGUCAUCUUCAUUAGCCGUUUUAUCAGAUUUGAAAAUAAGGCGAGCACUGAUAACAGCUCACCAGGAGGACCUGCGAGUCUUCCGAGUUCCUCCACAUCAUUAAUGAUGUGUGUGACUUAUUUGUGUGACCGUUAUGCUUUUGCUGACAUAGUGCGACAUUCCAUCGAAAUGUUAAAGGCUGCGAUGUUACGUGGAGUCGAUUCGCAAUCACUAACACUAAUGUGGGCUGAACUGGGUGAAACGAGACUUGAUGUGUUUGUGUUUUUCAUUUGAUAAAUGUGCUGCGUUCAAAGUUAGUGUUACCCGCCCGAUUCGUUGCGUCCCAUGUGGCCACAGCGCUGCGGGGCCAACGUCGGCGCAUGCGCUCCUCCGAGCGGACAACUACGCUUGUGUAGUGUCCACGAGCGAGUAGAAUUGAGGCCUUAUGGGGACGGUUCACUGAAUCAUCACUGCGUCUGUUUGUCUACAUCGCAGACGCAGGGGAUUUAGGCUCUGACCCUCAUGCCUUUGGUUUGGUUGACAGUGACCUACUGUCUUGUCGCGGUCAACAUAUCACUUUAAACAGAAUCAGAAUUAGUCAACGCAUCACACUCAAAAGAUAAAGUUCAGUUUAGUGAGAUGUUGUAUAAUGACAUUUAUUAUUAUUAUUAUUAUUAUUAUUAUUAUUAUUAUUAUUAUAUUGUAGCUCGGAAUACAAGAGGCAAUCAUGGGACUUGACACAGAAGUGAGACAGCUGCUGGCUCGGGAGGGCAGCAUCGGUAACCAGAAUAACUAUGACCUGGGAACUAACAUUUGCUUGAGGAGAACGAACAUGAUUGAAUGAACUGUUUUUUACCAUUUCUUAACAUGGGUUGAUUGAUUUUGGCGUGUGUGUGUGUUUUUUUUAAAGCCAUCUGGGAAUAGGGCAGGGUCUUGGACUCGAAUGUGCCAGUUACCGCACCAUUUCCCCCCCAAAAGCUGCUGAUUUCACUGAAAAAUGGUCAAUGUUCUGCUACCAGAUAUGAUUAAAGCUCACCCCGGUCAAAAAGGGACGAAUUUCUUUGAAUGUCCAGCCUCACGCGUCUUUGUGUUAAAAACAUGGCCGCAACGCACAUGCUGCAAGUCCACGGCCACUGAGGUGAACGUCACUCUCUUGUCCCGCAUCUUGUCAGAGAAAACCUUCAUUUUUUUUCUACAGUGAAAUCAUUUUGUGGUUAUUUUGAGGGUUUUUUUAGUCGAUGCUCAAAAACAGCUUUCUCACAAUUUGCAUAUGCAUAUUUCUGUGUAUUACUUUUACUACUUGAAGAUGCCACCUUUCAUUGAAUAAAAUGGUGACGUACACUAUGUUGAUCACAA